This is a messenger RNA of Uranotaenia lowii, 2463 nucleotides long. RefSeq names its product polyserase-2-like. Gene Ontology annotation, biological process: proteolysis. Lineage: Eukaryota; Metazoa; Arthropoda; Insecta; Diptera; Culicidae. Bases 241 to 2394 code for a protein of 717 amino acids. The transcript has 3 exons. The record is from RefSeq and is a predicted model, not a curated record. Gene Ontology annotation, molecular function: serine-type endopeptidase activity.
UGAGGAUUCUUGAUAAGCUGGAAUUCUCGGAACAGCCAAAUCAUCCGAAAAUGUCUUGCCGAAAUUCAAUGAGGACCAAGCUAACUAACCCACUUAUCAUCAGCGCAGUUUCUUGUACCGCCUCGAUCGUUCCCACGACCCUUCUGCUUUUUACCCGCUUAAGACACAAUUAGGAGAAGGUAAACAAAUCAGUCGUCGUCGCCGUCUUGGUUUCAACAAUUGAGAUCAGUUGCCUUCACGAUGCGUUCCUGGACGGUGAACGCUGUGGUUGUUUUGUUAAUUUUGAUUAGUGAACAUUCAAAAGAAGUCUUAGCGGCGCCUGAGCAUCAGCAAUGCCCUCGGCUUCUGGAUCGGGUACGCUGCGGAUCGGCUAGUACACAUUGGCCGGGACUCGUGCUGCCCGGGCGGGAUUCGGAAGCACUGCGAGGAGAGUUUCCAUGGCAUGCUGGGCUGUUGCAUCGAUUGACUGAAUCGGGAGAGUUUAGCUAUUGCUGUGGAGGUUCGCUGAUCAACGAAUGGUUUGUGCUAACGGCCGCCCACUGUUUGAUCAAUCCGAAUAAUGGCGUGACGGUGGCUCCUACAGAUAUGCGGGUUUGGUUGGGUGCUCAUGAGCUAGAUAAGCCGGAUCAAUGUGUGCAAAUCAUGAGACUUCAGGAGGUACACAUGCACAGGGAUUAUAGUUUGGAUAGUCACAAACAUGACAUCGGAUUGGUAAAGUUUAGCAAACGUGCUAUUUAUACGCCUCGAGUGUUGCCAGUUUGCGUGGAUCUCAGUGAGACGGAGGAGCCUAGCUUCUACCAACAAUACGGAAAGGUGGCCGGGUGGGGAUUGACGGAAGUGGAUGCCCUAUCCGAUUGGCUGCGGAUGUCCGAGUUGCCGUUCGUAAACUAUACCAGAUGCUUGGCCAGUAAUCCAACGAUAUUCUCGGACACGAUCUACGAUGGAAUGUUCUGUGCAGGCUAUGCUAACGGGACCAGUGUCUGCAACGGUGAUUCAGGUGGUGGUUUGGUUACUUACACUCGGGAGCGAUGGAUCCUACGAGGAAUUGUUUCGUUUACCGCGUUACGCUCGGAGGAUGGUUCGGUAUGUGACACCAAGGAAUACGCUGGGUUCAUCAAGGUUAGACACUACCGUAGCUGGUUAAAGAAUUUAAUGAACGGCAAUGAUACCGCAACGGAAAUACCAAUAGUGUUCAGAGACUCCUCCGAGGAAGAAGUAGAGGAGGAGGACCCCAAAAACUGUGGUGAAAGGAAAAUAGACAUCAGGCAUUUGAUUGUCAAUGGAGUGCGAAGUUUUGGAGGACAGUGGCCUUGGCAUGUGGGCAUUUUCGAGGUCAAUGGUCGCAACAAGAAAUACGCAUGCGGUGGAACUCUUAUAAGUGAUCAGUUCGUGAUGACGGCAGCUCAUUGUGUUCUGGAUGGAUCACUGCAGCCACGAAAAGGAAAACUGGUAGUUCAACUUGGACAAAACGAUCUGUACGAAAGUUCCGUGCACAUGAGAGAAGUUCAAGUUAGAAAUGUCACCAUUCACGACAAGUUUGAUGCAUCGAGCAAAACCAACGAUAUCGCCCUUCUGGAACUAACUUCAACAGUGCCGUUCAACGAUUACAUCCAACCGGCAUGUUUACCGAAAGAGAAAGAUUCGAAGAACUUGAAUCUCCAAGGAUCAUCCGGCUCGAUCGUAGGCUGGGGCUACCAACAGCCUUGGUCAUUCGUCAUCUCAAACAUACUUCAGUCGACAACUGUCCCGGUAGUUGAAGCUUUCAAGUGCGUUCUCGGAGGGAAUCCUCGUCUAGAAACAGCUGGCGUUCUCUGUGUGGGAUCAAUUAAUGGUUCCAAUGCUUGUACCGGAGAUUCCGGCGGAGGAAUGUUUUUCGAGAAGAAUGGUGUCUGGACCGUUCGGGGAGUAAUUUCGGCACUGGACACUAAAGAUGGUUUCUGUAAUCCGGAAGGUUAUUUGAAGGUGACUGAUACCGCUUACUUUUUAAACUGGAUCAAACAGGAGAUUCAAGCCGCACUUCAACGAGCAACCGGCAUUGGGUCAGAUCGUACCAUGACUUUCCUUCAAUCGGGUCCGGGAUAUUCCACGGUUCCAUCUGAAACGAGUAACACUCCUGGUAAUACACAACAUCAUCACCACCAUCAUCACCAUCAUCAUCAUCACCACCAUCGCGACCAAAACCGAGAUCCCGUGGAGCGGGAUUCUGGAAGCUGGCAUAGGCAUCGGCACCGAAAUCGGUGCCGAGAUAAAAGUGGUAGUUCCUCUUCGGAAAGUAAUGAAUCUGGAGGCGGAAGUCUUGUCGAUGGUAUCAAGAAGCCCAUCAAACGGAUUUACAAAAGGAAAAAGUGUCUCAUCAAGGAACUGGCCGGAACGGUGAUGGAUCGAGUAUUUUAAGAGAGAAGAAAUGUUAACUUUGUUAUUCGAAUAUGAACCUUUUAAUGAAUAAAUACUUUCAAAUAUUUA